CCGUUUCAAAAUGGCGGCUGAACUGCGUGCAUUCCAUAUGUAGGUUCACUUUAGCUGAAAAAAAGAUGUCUGUGGACGCAAGAUUACCAAAGAAAAGGAAAAGGAUAUCAGCUUUAGCUGGGUUUGAGCCAAGGCAUAUUGUCUCCCCUGGAGAUGUCAUAACAGAAGACACUGGAUACAUGAGGGGCCAUGGUACUUAUGUCGAUGGUGACAAACUGAUAGCUUCAGUUGCUGGGGUAGUUGAGAGAGUGAACAAAUUGAUCUGUGUACGACCAUUUAAAACAAGGUACAAUGGAGAAGUGGGGGACGUUGUUGUUGGUAGAAUUACAGAGGUUGGACAGAAGAGAUGGAAAGUGGAAACCUUUUCAAGGCUGGACUCUGUUUUGCUUCUUUCCUCAGUAAAUUUGCCUGGUGGUGAACUGAGGAGACGAUCUGCUGAGGAUGAAUUGAUGAUGCGUCAUUUCCUUGCAGAGGGUGACCUGAUUAGUGCAGAAGUGCAGUCAGUCUAUAGUGAUGGCUCACUUUCAUUACACACUCGCAGUCUCAAAUAUGGAAAGCUCAAAGAGGGCAGUCUUGUUCAAGUGCCACCUUCUUUAGUAAAACGCUGUAAGACUCAUUUUCUCAACCUUCCUUGUGGGGCCACUGUUAUCCUGGGUAACAAUGGCUAUGUUUGGAUUAGUCCUUUGGACAAUGAAGAUGCUACACUCGCAGACGGCCAGACUGAAAGGCUAGCAAAUGAUGAUACAGCAACUAAAGAGAUUCAAGACUCAGAUCGUGAGAUAAUAGCCCGACUUCGUAACUGUGUGGUAACACUUACAGAUCAUGGCGUGAUGUUAUUCAACACUUCAUUGCAAUAUGCUUAUGACGCCUCUUUGAAGCACUCGGUAAAAGAAUUGCUGAAACCUGAAAUCCAAGAAGAAAUUGCUGACACUGUUCGUCAACGCCUAAUACAAGAACUGUAAAUCAUUAUCUUUAUUCUAAGUUUAAAUAUAAACCACAGUACACAGUAUAGAGUCCUAAAGUGAUGACGUCACAAAAAUAAAAUUUUUGAAAUUAUGGGAUAUGAUGUCAUAUUCUUA
Messenger RNA from Orbicella faveolata, 1079 nucleotides. RefSeq names its product exosome complex component RRP4-like. Gene Ontology annotation, biological process: nuclear-transcribed mRNA catabolic process, deadenylation-dependent decay; poly(A)-dependent snoRNA 3'-end processing; CUT catabolic process. Gene Ontology annotation, cellular component: nuclear exosome (RNase complex); cytoplasmic exosome (RNase complex). Gene Ontology annotation, molecular function: RNA binding. The record is from RefSeq and is a predicted model, not a curated record. NCBI's taxonomy places the organism in Eukaryota, Metazoa, Cnidaria, Anthozoa, Scleractinia, Merulinidae.